Messenger RNA from Mercenaria mercenaria, 8874 nucleotides. RefSeq names its product autism susceptibility gene 2 protein-like. Lineage: Eukaryota; Metazoa; Mollusca; Bivalvia; Venerida; Veneridae. The record is from RefSeq and is a predicted model, not a curated record. Bases 426 to 4223 code for a protein of 1265 amino acids. The transcript is spliced from 17 exons.
UUUGCAUGGGUAAAUACGCUUCUUUUGAUGGACGAUAAAUUCGAUCUAGCAAACUGAGGAUGAUUAAGCUCCAGGCGAAAGGAUACGUCUUGUAUUGAGGAAGAUCAAUCUAGCGUUAUUGUUGUAACGUUUGUACAAAUCAAAUUAUACAGACAGCCUGACGUGCUUCCACCAUAAUACAGGAUAUAAUGAAAACUUAGAUGUAUUAUUAAAUGCACGCUGGCGAGGUCGAUCGAUAUUGUUAUUAAAUGAUGAAACAGAGCCUUUACUGUUUUUAGUUCGUAAAAGAUCAUCGCGGGUGAUAGUUAUUAUCAACAAUUGCCAAAGAAAAUCGGAGAACGAUAGAUUCUUUUUUGCUAAUUACAAGUGAUUUGUGUGAUUCGGUUGAUGUUAUUGAAUAACAGAUUUCCAUUACUUUUUCCAAAAUGGAGGAAACGUGUGUCAAGAAGGACUUAAAAGCGAAUGAAAAUGCUGUAACAGAUUCACUGGAAAAUGAAACCGCAGAAAAUAUUCUAAAGUGCAAAAUGAUAAAGACAGAGAAGCUUGAGGAACAAAAAAUUGCAGAUGACAAAGAAGAUGAAGCUACGAAAGUAGAUAAUGUAAUUGAUAAAUUUGAUAAACCAAAGACUAAAGAUAAGAAUACUUCAUGUAAAACAAAUGGUAAAAAACAGACAUAUGCAAAUAGAAAAGAAGCUGAAAUGACUGUAAAUGAAGUAGCGAACAAUGUCAUUAUAAAAGAGCAAGGUGAUGCUGGAAACAAAGCUAAAGAAUCAGUAAAAUGUAAUUCUGCUGAGACUCCAAAAAAUGGAGAUGAUGUAAUUGACAGUGGCCUAGAUAUUGAAGUUCAAGGUCAUAAUGAAAGUGUUGUAAAAGUGAAAGAAAAUGGUCAAGGUCAAUUGGAUGGUGGUUCCUUCACAAAUAUUACUCGUUCUUCUGAACAGAGGGACAAAAAAUGGUUGGAACUUCUGAAGACUCCAACAAAUCUGUCGAAAUCAAAGAAACAUAAUAACAGUGCUGCGGACAGUGAAUCGAGCGGCGAGACUACAGACCAUUUGGAUACCAGUAACCUGAUAUUGAACGGGCCAAAGAAAACAAUCUCCAGACGGUUCAGUGAUGUAAGCACAAGGUCAAGCUCUGGUGCUGGAUACUUGUGUGACAGUGAAAGCGGAGAUGAGAGGGCAUCAGAUGCAAGUUUGGAUAUCUUCAAGCCAGUCAAUAACAGUAUUACAUGUGAGAGAAACAUAGCUUCCCCUCUGCCACCAGUAUCGACUCAUAGUGCAACAAUCACCACGGCAACGCAUACAACAACAGGAAGUGAUGUUACUGCAACCAUUGUCACCACGACAACUAGCUGUAUAUCUCUAGUUACAAGCAGUCUAACGACGACAAGUGCCAAUGUAACUACUGCACACCAUAUCGUGAAUACGACUAGUAGCAGUCAGCACCUGCAUCAUCAUAAUCAUCAUCAGCAAAAUGUUCAUCAGUCUUGUCACAAAGUGACGUCAGUAGAGAAUAAAUUUACGACAGUGCAAAAUAAAUAUUCGUCUGUAGACAAUAAAUACUCAACACAAUCAAAUCAACAAAAAAUUCAUAACAAUAACAAUAAUAUUACUAAGGAUCAUACAAGUCAUACAAACAAUUUCCAAUCCGUGAUAAAACGUCGGCAAUUAUCGCCACCACCGCUUACAAAAUCGUCCCGACUGCCAUCGCCACCACGUCAUAAACCAGUAUCCCACCAGUUGUUACCAGCAUCGACAACGUCAACAUCAGUACCAUCAGUAAUAAGCAACCCUGUGAUUAACCGCGAGUCCAGUAGACCUACACCACCGUCAAGGUCAAAGACGCCCCGUCGUGAGGAUUCACGUGAAAGAGAGGCUUACCAACAAUUACCUCCGAGUCUCGCUGUCUCAAAGUCUUUCUUCUCGCCAGGAUAUCCUGGACAUGGGCCAUCUACAGGCAGUUUAUACAGUCCGUUAGGGCCAAGCCCCGGACUUCACCCAAUACAUUCCACACCUAGUCAUACUCCAACAUUCCCAGGAUCCAGUGCGAUCCCCUCAUUGCACCAACAUCCUUCCACCCCUCAGCCGCAUCCUAACAUGUUUGCUCCACCGUUGCCCCUAGGGCUCCCAGGAGGACCGAUACCAGGAUCUCUAAGUGCCGCACCAUCUUCACAUAUACCUGCAGAAUCACCACUGUCAAUAUCAAAUCCAGAUUUGCUACGGGAAGAAUUGAAUCGUAGAUUUUUAGCAUCACAGGAUCGGUCAUCUUUACUGGGAUCCAUUCCGCCAUUAAUGCGUGCUGACAUUCAUCAACAUAUGCACCAACAUCAGCACCAACACAUGCAUCAGCAUCAACAUACGUAUGGAGGAAUGCCGCCGCCACCAAUUUCUGCACCUUCAAUAGUUCCAACGCCAACGCCUAGUCCGUUUGAUAAAGUUCCAAACAAUCCAUUCUUCAGACAGGGUUUGACACCGAGACCAGGAAUUGCCGAGCCAGCCCCACGACUGCUCUCGGCAAGUAAAGAUAAACCCAUCAUGCCCCAGCACCCACGUAGUUCAGCGAUCCCAGGCUUGCCGGGCUAUCCUUCGCCGUUACCCGAUGCUCUGCAUUCAGGAAUUCCGGGAGCUUUCCAACCAAAAGGGAUAGCUACGCUUCAUCCAGCUGUAGGACCACUGUUCAUAGGUCCUGGACGCGAGUUGGAAAAGUCACCAGCUCACAUUCCAUCAGCACCCCAGCAAAACUUACCAACUACUGCAAAGAAGCCUGGUAAAUGGUGUGCUGUCCAUGUUCGUAUUGCCUGGGAGAUCUAUCAUCAUCAGCAGAAACAGAACUCAGAUAAAGGCUCGGACUCGAAACCCUCGGACCCACUGAGGCCACCUAGUCACCUGAUUCAGGGCCCAACAUUGGCACGACCAACAGACUUGCCAAACAGCGCUAGCUCUUCAUUAAUGGGUUCAGGAAGAGGCCUGUUUGAUUCCAACCCUCACAGUCUGUUAAAUUCAGCCAGUCAUCUAGCUUCAUCAUUCCCACGGCCUUCACCAUAUUCCAUAGGCAGUAGUUUACCUUUAGGUAUAGGUAAUGGAUUGCCGUCGACUAGUCGUGAGGGGCCCCAUAGUGUUCCUUCAGGAUCUCAGGAUUGGGGACGGAUACAUCGCCCCUCUUCUUCGUCCACGUUCUCAAGUCCGUGGACAAAAACAGAGGAUAGAGAGAAAGAAGAAAGAGAACAUAGUCUAGACAGAAGGAGGGAAGAAGAUAGAGAGAGGGAAAGAAGACUAUUGGAACAAGAUCGGCACAGAUUUAACUCCCUUGAUGAGAGGAGUCGAGACCGUGAUCGCUUCAGAGAAAGUGAAAUGUUAGCGAAGUCUAGGUCACGGUCAAGGUCACCAAUGCGAAAUGGACGUGCUGACUCUGUGAAGUCUGAAAGAAGUUUUGAGAGGAGAUCAGAGGACUCAAAUAUAAUGAAAGUAAAAGAAGAAAGACGAGAAAGUCUUACUCGUGAAGAUGAUCUCAUGGCGGCUGCUGCGGCAGAACGAGAACGGUUGUUGAAAAAUGAAUAUCUUGCAAAUAGCAUACGAACUGGCGAUGCAUUUUUGCAAGGAAGUGUAAUGGAUAGGGCACGGAUGUUAAAUCCAGCUUUGGCGUAUUCAGUGACUGAUAGGGUACCGCCACAUCCAUCGUUAUGGAACCCUUUUGAUAAAGGACCAGUGGAUUUUCAAAAUAUCAGACAAAAUUUACAAAGAGAAAUGGAGCAGGCUCGGGAACAAUUAUUACUGAAUAGAUUUCCAGGACCUGGGUUGCAGCCAGGUUUUCCUGGUCUGUCGCCAUUUGAACAAGAACGUUUACGUGAUGAAAUGAUUCUUAGGGAGACACAGAAAAGGGAAAGAGAUUAUCUUGAAAGACUGCCAGCGUUUACACGAGAACGCAUGUUUUAUGAAAACAGUAAAAUUCAAGGAAUACGUCCCCAAGACCAUUUACAUCCUUCAUUGAGUAACAGUUUUUCAAGAAGUAGUCCAGCAUUACAUAACCAUAUAAAACGUAGUUCUCCGGCAAUGUUACCAGGAGCGCCCCCACCAUUAAUUCAUUCAGUAAGUACACACGGUUCAAGGGGACAUAACUCUCCAGCUGUGAAUAAAACUAAAGGGGUCAGCCCCACAGACUCGGUAGGGGAGAGUAAAAGGGAUAGUAAUUCCAAUUCUACAGACCCAGAUGCUCAUUCGCGGUAGUCAUGGUGAUGAGUGAAAAAUGUGUGAGGUGAUCAAGGUCAUACAUUAGACUGUCCUUGAAAUGUUGACCUUGACCUCAACCUUAAAUGUGUGAUAUAUUGGAUCUUUUUACAUGAGAAAUUUUUACAUGUGUAUCAGCUUGUAAAAAUACGUUUAUGGAAAAAUCAGGGUGAAUUACUGUGUGAAAAAUAAUUUAUAUUUCAAUAAAUGAAAUAGCAGAAAGUCUAUUUCAGCUUAGUGCUUACAAAAUAAAUAUUUACAACUUUUCAGACUUCACUGUCUCAAAAAAGAGUUUAAAAAAGAUAGAAAUUCUUGAGAGAAAACUAAUUAUAUGGAUAUAUCAUUAUAGUGUGUUCUUUUUCCAUUUUAUUGUUAUAACUUGGUGAUUGUGGUUUGAGUGUAAAUAUGUAGAACAGCUGGAGAACGUUGUAACGUUAUCCCUAGAUAUAUUCACAAAUACAGAAUUUUGUGAUUCAUUUGAAAAUAACAAGCUGUGAUUUAAAAUGACAAUAUUAGAUGAAUUGAUGUUGGAUAAAGUCUUCAGGGUUUUGGAAGAACAUGUAUUACUGCCAAUACGCUGGUACUGUCUUUGUAAUUUCUGAACAUUUAUUGUCUGUGAUUAUAAUUUGUAGGCUUGACAUUAUAUAAUGUACCAUAUAUUCCCUUAUUAACACCUCCGGGGGAAGGGGGGUUACAUUUUGCAAAGUGGGGAUAGGUGGUGGGUGGGGGGCAUUUAUUCAGGCCGUGAAAAUGGGGUAUUUUUUACAUUUUCUAAAUAAAACUUAAGUAAAAGGGUGGGAGGGGAGAACAACAUGUCUGAAUACCAGAAAUGCUUAAGACUUAUUUCUUAUAACAAUCGGUUUCGGUAUUUAGAAUACCUUCAUCAGGUUAUUUUUUAGAUAAAUAUAACUAUAAAUACAACAAAUGAGCCGUGCCAUGGGAAAACCAAUAUAGUGGGUUUGCGACCAGCAUGGAUCCAGACCAGCCUGCGCAUCCGCGCAGUCUGGUCGGAAUCCAUGCUGUUCGCUAACGGUUUCUCUAAUUGCAGUAGGCUUUAAAAGCGAACAGCAUGGAUCCUGACCAGACUGUGCGGAUGCGCAGGCUGGUCUGGAUCCAUGCUGGUCGCAAACCCACUAUGUUGGUUUUCUCAUGGCACGGCUCAAAUGAUGAAGGAAUUUAAACAACUAUAGCACUAACAUAUUGCUGGUAUUCACUUACGUCAAAAAAAUAUUUGGAAAUUAGGAGGAGAGAGGGUGGUGUUAUAAGUGAAUAUGUGGUAGAUAAUUUAACCAUUUUAUUUAAAUGAAAUUAAAUAAAAAAGUAAAACAUAUUCUGAAGGGUUUUAAGGAUUGGCAUUAACUAUAUUCUUACUGAUGUUUUUUUUUUUUUUUUUUUUUUUUUUUUUUUCGUGAAUUUUUAUUAUCACUAAGAUAUGUCUGGUAAUUUAACAAAGAAAAAUAUAAAAAAUAGGUAGAAGUUGGUAAAAAAAACUUCUAAAAACAUAUCUAAAGAGGUAACAUUUAGUUAAAACCAUAGAAAAAACAUGAAAAAAUUAAACAAAAUUUGUUUUACAUAAAUUUUCAUUCAUGAACACUACAUUUCUACUUUUGGCUAAGUCACUUUUGAAAGUGCAUAUUAUGCUUACUGGAAAAAACUUGUGAAAUAAUUGCAUAUUGUGCUUACUGGAAGAAAUAUAUUUUGGUCUUUUAUUAAACAGACAAAUAUCCUCUACAUGUUUGGAAAUCUCGGAUAGAAGUCUACUUUUUUCAACACAGUUUUACUUUUUCAACACAGUUUUACAUUUUCAACACAGUUUUACCAGAUGACAAAAAAAUUUUAUCACUAGUUUUCCCAAUAUGAAUUAUUUGUGUCGUUGACUCGGAGCAUGUAUUUUAUGUGGUGUAAUUUUCGACGGUAUAACACUAGUGUUCUUCAGCACUGAACUUUGACUGUUGGUCAUGUGACCUGGUUGGGUCACCUGACUGGAGGAGGGGCUUGUAUAAGGAAUGUAACUCCGUUGUCUUGUCUCCGUUCAGAGACGGCCUCUGCUGUCAAGCCUGCUUUUGUCACUGUUCAUUGCUUUGAAAGAGUGAUAAUAUAGAAAAAUUACACAAGGUAAUUGCUUUUUCCAAGUCAAAGAAACAAAUACAUUAUGAAUGAUCAAGGGCAUGGAAACGAUGUAGUAUUUGCAGUUUUCACUUCUCUUGUUAAAUGUCCGAUAUUCAGUUUAUAUCAAAUCUGUUGUGUCAGUGAAGAUCCCAUUUUGAAAAAAAAAAAUCUUUGUUUAUAGCAAUAUUUCAUAUCGAUGUUGAUGCUUUUGAAUUUAUUUUUUCAUGUUUUUGUAUACCGUUCCAAAUAUACUUGAAAAUAAGAUAAUAAGCUGUAAAAUUUGAUUUAGUUUUUUGUGUCCUAUUUAUCAAUUUGUUAAAAAUAUAAUUAUGACCGUUAAGCAUGAAAUUAAAUUUUUAGAAGUGCUUUUUACAUAGUGCUAUAUAGAGAAUAAUAUAAGAAAUAGUUUUAGACAGGGUGUUUUCUUUCAUGAAAUGAACAUUUGUUAAACUAAGACAAAUGUAAUUCUUAAUAUAUGAAAUAUAUUGCCAUGUCCACAAUUAAUAUAUAUAAUACUGUUAUGUGGAAUGGUCUAUGAACAUGCGUAGCAAAUUUCCAGAUUUCGGUAUUUAGCUUGAUUGGGGUGAUUUAGCUUCAUUGGUGUAUUUUACCUUGAUUGGGGUGAUUUAGCUUGAAUGGGGAGUAAUUUAGUGCGAUUGGAAUCGUUUAGCUGGUUUACACCAAAUGUUUUGUUCAAGGGAGACAACUUCUGAAGCUAUACAAAUUUUGAAUCAUAAAUUGUCCCCCAGUUCUUUUCAAAACCUACAAAUAGCCAGGACAGAAUUUUGCUCAGAUAGUUCAAGUGAAGAAAAAGGAAAUUAAGAAAAUAUUUAAAAAAAAAAAAAUGGAAAUUAAGAAAAUAUUUUAAAAAUUUAGAAAAGAUUAACAUCUGUGCAGUCUGAUGAAGAUCUGCACUGUUCGCGGUUCAGUCAGUAACUUUUUAAUAAACACCCCUUUUAAUAUUUAAUGGUACUAUCCAUAUUGAAAGAUUGACAAGUUCAUUAUAGAAAUUUAGCAGGGUAAGGGCUAUGGUCAAGUAUUUGUACAUUCAUAGAAUUAUUCUUGUUUUACCCCAGUAGGGCUGAUGACUAAUCAAGCAAAAUAACCUGGAUCUGGAAUGGUUCCUUGUUUGUAGUAAUAUUUACAUUAUUUAUUUCUAUAUAGGUUCUAUUUUUGUUAUGCAAAUUAUAUACUGAAAAUGAAAUUGUGUUUAUGACAUGAAAUUGUGUUCAGAACCCAGAUCAACUUUUAGUGAACAUUGAAUUACAUAAUAUAUUGUUUUCUUUACAAGUCAAACUUUUAACUAGACUGGUUACCAGUCCUAGAAAGUGUUAAUGAAUUUUUACUUUCAGACAUAUUUUUUUCUUAGAAUUUCCUGUAUUUAUUUUAAAAGGAGAAAUAUCUAGUAUGGGUAUAGUAGUAAAUAUAUAAAACUUUGAUUUCUGUUUACAUAUAGGUAAAAAUGUGGCUUAAAGUUACUUAUAUUACCGGUAAAGCAUGUAAGCAUUUUUUAUCACUGUUCUGUUCCUUUGUCUUUGUGUUCAAGUAGUAAACUAGAUCCCAAGGUUGUAAAAAUUGAGUUUGGAGACCAGUCUCAAACUCCAGCAUCUGACUGACUGUUUCUCUGCUUAAAUUUGAAAUUGACCAAUGGCAGAGAUGCAUUCCUAGACUGGUCCCCGAAGUCAAAAUUUAUAGAAUUGGAACCUGAUAUUAUUUGUUCAAGAUGCAUGUUAAUAAUAAAAGUAUUUUUCUGAAUGCAUUAUAGAAACACUUCGAGCUUGCAUAAAAACACAACUUUUGAGAUUGCAUGAAAACAAGAAAUUUGACCUUGUAUAAAAAAAGAGAAGUUUGAGCUGGCAUAAAAAAGAGCAUUAUAAACAGGUGCAUAGGAAUCAAUGUCAUAAUGUUUUGUGUAGAAAGCCAGUCCUUUCCCAAGUUUUGUUCAGACAUAAAAAGAAUAAUUGUUUGUUUCCAAUUACAUAACAAAAAAUAGACAGUAGGUAAAUUGGCAAGUCUUCUCUAUAUGCAUGUAGACCUUGUAUGUCUUAAGAAAUUUUUACUAAGUAAAAUAACCCUAAAAUAAGUUGUUUAAAAUCAACUUACCUGUUCUGGUAACCUUUACAAUAAAAACAAGUUUUGCGUUAUACAUAUUAAAAUGGUUGCUGCCAUCCGAGCAUACUGCCGUUUUCUUCAUUGGUCUUGUUUAUAAUUUCAUAACUUUUAGCAUAAUUGCCCCGUCAUAAAUGAAACAUUAUUUGUUCAUAUAUAUAUAUAUAUAUGUAUCAUUUGUGCAUGUUGUUUCAAAAUUCAUAUCUCCUACAUUUUAAUUUUGAAAUGAAUGCAAUUUUUUUUGAUGAUAUGUUGAUGUUAUGGUUAAAGUUAUUAUAAAUGCUAUUAUGUGUAAAUUUUCACUCACUAUGAAAUAGUGUAAUAAUUUUUGUCUAUAUAUAGACUAUUUAUAAAUAGUGAGACUUCAUUGUUUUUUUUUCUUUUAAAUAUGUGAACUGCACUCACUCAAAUUAUGAAUAAAUGACAAAAAUAU